CCCGGACCGGACAGGUGGGCGCCCUCGGGACUGCGGGCCGGUUCAGCCUGGACUGGCCGGGCCCAGGGCCAGACAGGAAGACCGUUCUACACACGCAGAUGCCUCCGGGGCCGCAGACCAUGAUCCUCGAACCCUGAGCCUCGCAGCCAAGUCAGGGAUGUGCACCCACAGCUCGCAGGGAUGAACACUGAGACCAACAAACGUCACACAUGCAGGCCUCAACCUCACACACAUACGCACUAUGGACAUACAUGUGACUGUAGUACAUACACCCCAACCCACACACAUGAUGGCACGCUGCAAACAGACAUGACCCUACUCGCCAGCUUAGGACUGACAUUCUCCGGCGGUCAGUGGUGACCUUGCAACAAGCACUGAGCACACUGAGCAUGGGCGAUGGGAAGAGGACCCCCCUGCUUUCACCAGGGCAGCCAUAUGCACAGCCACCCAGUGCUCAGUACCUCUGCACAAGGUUGCAGGGGCUUCAAAGAUGGGGGACGCCGGCUGCUUGUAUAGCUAAGGGAUCCAGCCCACAUCCAAGAGCCUGAGUCCCAGAAAUGAGCAUCAGACCUAAAGAAGCCAUCGCUGCACCAGGAAAACUGCGCGGCGUUAAGAGCAUAAAGCAGGCGUGGAUGUGUGUGCCAGCCUGUAUUCCGGGCUGCGUGUAUCACACACAGUUCUGGCACGUGGCCAGUGCGCGCACAGAGACCGUUAUUUCUGUGGAAACGAGCAGAGGAGGGGAUGUAUGUGGUUCCAGGGAUAAAAGUAACACGUACACACAAAUACCAGCACAGGUAACAGCACAAACCCAGGGGGAUGGGAAGUAGAAAACCUCUCUCCAGCUCAGGGUAUUGUCAUCAUCAAGCUGGUGCACUGGCUCAGGCUCUGUGAUGGGGUCUGAUCUCCCUUCCGGGGCAGACAUGAUUGCUUGGUGUCAUGGGAGCCCUGUGGGGAAAGGCUGGUGUGUCAGAGAGCCAUACUGAUAUAUCGUCAAUCCACCAAAAGAGUGAUUUUGUUAACUUUAGGUGGGGGGUGGGAAUGGGGGGACUCUGGGGUAAAAGACUAUCUAGACUGCACCCCUGAAGUCCUGGGUCUGGAAGGUGCCAUUGGCAGUAGCAGAGCAAGUGGUGGCCAGAUACGCCCGCCUGAUGGUGGGCACACAGAGACCACGCCGCAGCUCCUGACAACCGCGGGCAAAAGAGGCAGGAAGUGUGUGGUCCCAGAUGUCCUAUUGGAUCGCCAGGGUGAUUCAUUCUGGAGGCGAGAGAGAUAUUUAUGUGCGCUCAUAUGGCUCUUGGGCUUGGAACUCGGCUGUUGUCCAGGAGAGCCACAGAAGUAGGAAAGUGUAUAGCUCAGAAGAGAAAUGCUGGGAGAUCAACAAGAGAAAGAAAGAGGCAAACGGAAAUUCCUGAAUGGAGAGACAGAUGCGACGUCAUCAGAGCUGCAUCCUCCCGUCCGCUGGAGGCUAGGAGCCCGGGAGACGCUGUCCAGCAGCGGGGGUGACCGAGCAGUUCGCCCUCCCAGGAGCCUGGUGCUGGGCGUCCGAGAAGCCUGUUUCUGGUGUCAUCCCCCAUGUUCUGGGGACAGGUGGACCUUUUCCACCUUCUUCCCUGUGCUGUUGAGAUCUCAGAUCUGGAGCUGUGGGACUCUCUCACCCAGAAGCCGGUGGAUGGAUGCCCCAUCACCCUCCCCACCGUCUGUCAUCCACCAUCCACUCGUCCAUCGGAGCCGCCUCCAGCACCACGGACAGCUCCCGGGCCGGUGCGGGCCGGGAGCCAGCCCUGGAGGGUGGACACGAGGGAGGCGAGAUCAUACGAAGGACUUCCUGCUGGAUCAGGAAUGUGAGUCUUCCUGUGAGUGGAAUUGGGAAGAGAGGAUGGGAGAGAAGGAGGGAGGGAGAGAUGAGGCGUGGCAGUGCCAGAAGAGAUGGGAGCCUCACGGGAGAAGGAACAGGGUGGGGGAGAGCCUCUCCAUGGGGUCCAGUUGCAGACACCCCCCGGGAGGACCGUGGGCCACGUACAAAGUACUGGAGGAAUCAGAACUCGGUGUCAGCGGCCGGAGGAGCGCUUCUUCCUGUGGGACAGGCAGCGUCACGGACACCCCAUCUAGCUGCUCACUGAGCCCAAACCCCGACCAGGCCUUGACCGGCUCUCAGCUAGUUCAGGCCAAGUAAAGGAACAUAUGGAAAGCCUGGGAGCUAGGAAAAGUCUCUGCUUCCGCACUAGAACGCCCCCCCCAACACACACACACACACACACACACACACACACACACACACACGUGCACACACGCACGCACACAUGCACACGUGGGGGAGCUCUCUGGAGAGAGGUGGAGAAGCCAAGAUUGGCCCCCAGCACAGUGAGUGCCCUAGAUCAGGACAGGGGACAGGCUGCUGGGGACUGGAGAGAAGAACAGAGAAGUAGGCUUCAGUCCUGGAAACGCCUGGAAGAGGGAGUGACAGAGCGGGGACGGGGUGUCCAGGGCUGGGCCAGGGCUCUGAGGGGAUUCUUCCAGAGCAAGGGGGUGAGAGGCGGAGAGACAGCUGAGCUGAUGAUCUGCCUGUUGCUGGGCAGGGGGGUGGAAUGUAAGCGGGGAAUGCUGGCCACGGCCCCGCCCCCAGGCCCGCCUCUGCACAAAGACCUCUCUGUGAGUGGCCCUGUCAGGUGAGGGGGCUUAGCUCCCAGGGGCUCUUUAGGGGUGCAGUGGAAUGGGUUGGAGAAGGGAAGGCCUGAGGGGUGGCUUCAAGCUUUAAUGGAGUCCAGGAAGGAAAGGAAGCUGAGACCUGGCCAUGGUCUCACAGGACAGUGGACUCAUUCCCAGACAGGCUCCUGUUCUGCUUCAGUCAGAGCCCACAGCCCCCCCCCCCCCCCCCCCUGUCCUGCCAGGCCUCCGCAGACUCCCCGGCCCACACAUGCUUCUGAGGCUGAUCCACUGAGUCUCCCAUCUUCACAACAUAGGGACUGUUUCAGUCCCCCCCCCCCCCCCGACCCUCCUGU
Molecule: messenger RNA, 2999 nt
Organism: Pipistrellus kuhlii (Kuhl's pipistrelle)
Lineage: Eukaryota; Metazoa; Chordata; Mammalia; Chiroptera; Vespertilionidae
Exons: 6
Coding region: 1364-2173 (269 amino acids)
Source: RefSeq, a predicted model, not a curated record